CGUAGUAGCUUGUUCCCGAGCGUUUGUCGCUCCACACAAAAACGUGCGCGCUCACUCAGUUUGGCAAAUUUGGCGCAUUGUUGAUGAUCGUACUUAUUAUAUUGAUCCAGGCGCUUUCAUUUAUCCUAGUUUGUGGAGUGGAAGUCGCGCUACGGCUUCAAAAUCACUGGUCUAGUCGAGCGCCAGAUGAGACGGCCUUCCAGUCGAUGAUGCAACAACCUCUGCGGUUCAAUCAAGCUCAUUGCCUCCUAGCAUUUUGCGCGGGAGCGUUGAAGCCAGUAGGCGACUGGGCCUCUCAGGUAUCUGUCUACGUCCAGGUAGAUCUAUCCCCUUGCAUUGGAUUCCCUGGGUUACUGCAUCCGGGCGCUGGGAGGUGACGGGACUAGAUAGUAAGGGGCCCUCGUGGGCUGGGCCCAAAACAAGUCACGAGGGGAGAUGAUGUAUGGGCCCAAGCAGUCUGCUCGAAGGUUUCAGUUCUCCGCCGGGCCACCCAGUUUACACCUUCGCUUCUGCUUCUGCGUGAUCCAGA
Messenger RNA from Aspergillus versicolor CBS 583.65, 529 nucleotides. RefSeq lists its product as uncharacterized. The transcript has a single exon. NCBI's taxonomy places the organism in Eukaryota, Fungi, Ascomycota, Eurotiomycetes, Eurotiales, Aspergillaceae. The record is from RefSeq and is a predicted model, not a curated record. Bases 84 to 377 code for a protein of 97 amino acids.